UCAGUCCGCGGCUGCGGGAGCUUUGCGGAACGGGGCGCGGAGUCAGCGGCGCUGCGGAGCGAAGGAGCGGCUCUCGCGGGGUCCCGGUGCGGCGGCAGUAGCUCCCGAGCUCGCUUCGCGGUCGUCCCGCGCCCCGAGUCCGCCGGGCUUCCCCGAGCGCCGCUCCCGGGUCGGCGGGCCAGCCGUCGAAGUUGCUGCCGGCCUUUUUCUUCGGCGCCGCCGCGGAGGCGAGGACUCUCUGCAGCCAUGCCGGUCUUCCACACGCGCACGAUCGAGAGCAUCCUGGAGCCGGUGGCCCAGCAGAUCUCCCACCUGGUCAUCAUGCACGAGGAGGGCGAGGUGGACGGCAAGGCCAUCCCGGACCUCACCGCCCCGGUGGCCGCCGUGCAAGCCGCCGUCAGCAACCUGGUCCGGGUGGGAAAAGAAACCGUUCAGACAACUGAAGACCAGAUUUUGAAGAGAGAUAUGCCACCAGCAUUCAUCAAAGUGGAAAAUGCGUGCACGAAGCUUGUCCAGGCAGCUCAGAUGCUCCAGACGGAUCCUUACUCAGUCCCUGCUCGUGAUUACCUGAUCGAUGGGUCCCGAGGGAUCCUCUCAGGGACGUCGGACUUGCUUCUGACAUUCGAUGAAGCCGAGGUCCGUAAGAUCAUCCGUGUCUGCAAAGGGAUUCUGGAAUACCUCACCGUGGCUGAAGUGGUGGAGACCAUGGAAGACUUGGUGACCUACACGAAGAACCUGGGACCAGGAAUGACAAAGAUGGCCAAGAUGAUUGACGAACGACAGCAAGAGCUGACUCACCAGGAGCACCGAGUCAUGCUGGUCAACUCCAUGAACACCGUGAAGGACCUCCUCCCAGUUCUCAUUUCAGCAAUGAAGAUUUUUGUAACAACUAAGAACUCUCAGAACCAGGGAAUUGAGGAAGCCUUGAAAAACCGCAAAUUUACAGUGGAGAAGAUGAGUACAGAAAUAAAUGAAAUAAUCCGUGUAUUGCAGCUGACUUCCUGGGAUGAAGAUGCUUGGGCCAGCAAGAAGGACACGGAAGCCAUGAAGAGGGCACUGGCUCUAAUCGAUUCCAAAAUGAAGCAGGCCAAGGGCUGGCUCAGGGACCCCACUGCUCCAGCAGGGGACGCUGGCGAACAAGCCAUAAGACAGAUCCUGGAUGAAGCAGGAAAUGUUGGAGAAUUGUGCGCAGGUAAAGAACGCCGGGAGAUUCUAGGAACCUGCAAAAUGUUGGGCCAGCUGACGGAUCAACUAGCUGAUCUUCGGGCCAGGGGGCAAGGGGCCACCCCUCUCGCAAUGCAGAAAGCUCAGCAGAUCGCUCAAGGGCUGGACUUGCUGACAGCCAAAGUGGAAAACGCGGCUCGCAAGCUGGAGGCCAUGACCAACUCCAAGCAGGCCAUUGCCAAGAAGAUUGACGCUGCCCAGAGCUGGCUGGCAGAUCCUAACGGGGGCAGCGAAGGAGAAGAACACAUCCGAGGAAUUAUGACGGAAGCCAGGAAAAUUGCAGAACUCUGCGAAGACCCCAAAGAGAGAGAUGACAUUUUGCGCUCCUUGGGAGAAAUCUCUGCUUUGACAGCUAAAUUGUCCGACCUUCGAAAACAUGGGAAAGGCGAUUCGCCAGAAGCCCGGGCAUUAGCCAAGCAAAUAGCGACAUCGCUUCAGAAUUUGCAGUCCAAAACCAACAAGGCUGUUGCAAACAGCAGACCCGUCAAGCCAGCUGUUCAUCUGGAAGGCAAGAUUGAGCAAGCUCAAAGAUGGAUAGACAACCCUACAGUUGAUGAUCGGGGUGUAGGCCAGGCUUCCCUCCGGGGACUGGUGGCCGAAGGGCGCCGCCUUGCCAACAUCAUGAUGGGGCCCUACCGCCAGGACUUGCUUGCCAAGUGUGACCGGGUGGAGCAGCUGGCUGCCCAGUUAGCUGAUUUGGCCGCAAGAGGUGAAGGCGACACCCCACAGGCCAGAGUCGUGGCUCUUCAGCUGCAGGAGGCGCUGAAGGAUCUUAAAUCAAGGAUGCAAGAAGCUAUGACCCAGGAAGUGUCGGAAGUGUUUAGCGAUACCACAACCCCAAUCAAGCUGUUGGCAGUAGCAGCCACUGCUCCUCCAGAUGCGUCCAACAGAGAGGAGGUCUUUGAGGAAAGGGCAGCCAACUUUGAGAAUCACGCGGCGAGGCUGGGGGCCACAGCGGAGAAAGCGGCGGCUGUUGGGACAGCCAACAAAAGUACCGUGGAGGGCAUCCAGGCGACUGUGAAGUCAGCGAGGGAACUGACGCCUCAGGUAGUGUCUGCCGCUCGCAUCCUGUUGAGGAAUCCUGGCAAUCAGGCUGCUUAUGAACAUUUUGAGACCAUGAAGAACCAAUGGAUCGAUAAUGUGGAAAAAAUGACAGGCUUAGUGGAUGAAGCCAUUGACACCAAAUCCCUGCUGGAUGCCUCUGAGGAAGCCAUUAAGAAAGACCUGGACAAAUGCAAGGUGGCCAUGGCCAACGUUCAGCCACAGAUGCUGGUAGCCGGGGCCACCAGCAUUGCCCGGCGAGCGAACCGUAUCCUGCUGGUGGCAAAGAAAGAGGUGGAAAACUCAGAAGAUCCUAAAUUCCGUGAAGCUAUUAAAGCUGCCUCGGAUGACUUGAGCAAGACCAUUUCACCAAUGGUGAUGGAUGCAAAAGCCGUGGCAGGCAACAUUUCUGACCCGGGUUUGCAGAAGAACUUUCUUGAUUCUGGAUACAGGAUUCUAGGAGCGGUGGCCAGAGUCCGCGAUGCUUUCCAGCCCCAGGAGCCCGAUUUCCCCCCCCCUCCUCCUCCUCCUGACCUCGAGCAGCUCCACCUCACCGAUGAACUUGCUCCCCCAAAGCCCCCUCUGCCCGAAGGGGAGGUUCCUCCUCCUCGCCCCCCACCCCCCGAAGAGAAGGACGAAGAGUUCCCGGAGCAGAAGGCCGGCGAGGUGCUUAACCAGCCCAUGAUGAUGGCUGCCAGGCAGCUCCACGAUGAAGCCAGGAAAUGGUCCAGCAAGCCUGAAGUGGCUGGUGGGGGGAAGGAAGCCCCCGCCGAGGUUGGCCUAGGCGUAGCUCGGGAGGAGGCGGAGGAGGAGGAGGAGGAGGAAGCAGGAGUUGAAUUCACCCUCCCCUCCGACAUGGAAGAUGAUUACGAGCCUGAGCUGCUGCUCAUGCCGACCAACCAGCCUGUUAACCAGCCCAUUCUGGCCGCUGCUCAGUCUCUGCACCGGGAAGCUACCAAGUGGUCCAGUAAGGGCAACGACAUCAUUGCGGCGGCCAAGCGCAUGGCCUUGCUGAUGGCCGAGAUGUCCCGCCUGGUGAGGGGCGCCAGUGGGAACAAGCGAGCGCUCAUCCAGUGUGCAAAAGAUAUCGCAAAAGCUUCCGACGAGGUGACCCGUCUGGCUAAAGAGGUGGCCAAACAGUGCACGGACAAGAGGAUCCGAACAAACCUUUUGCAGGUUUGUGAACGAAUCCCAACCAUCAGCACUCAGCUGAAAAUCCUGUCCACCGUCAAAGCGACCAUGUUGGGCCGGACCAGCAUCAGCGACGAGGAGUCUGAACAGGCCACGGAGAUGUUGGUCCACAACGCCCAGAAUCUCAUGCAGUCCGUCAAGGAAACCGUCCGGGAGGCCGAAGCUGCAUCCAUUAAGAUCCGGACAGAUGCUGGAUUCACUUUGCGCUGGGUCAGGAAGACCCCGUGGUACCAGUAGGGAGCAUUGCUCCUCCUCCUCCUCCCGGAGCGUUGGGGGGGGGGGGUUUCCACGAGCACCCCUCUUCUGCAGAGCACCUGAAGGGGCUGCCCAGGUUGACACAAGUCUCCUGAAGGCCCCCCCCCACCUGAAGGGUUUUUAAUAAUAAUGCUGGGCUGCUUUGGGUAUCUAAUCUCACUUUAGCUCGUUUCCAGACCUUCCCCCCCCCUUUUGCUUUUGAUCUUUUUAUUUUAUUUUUGGAAACACUAUUUCAACCCAUUCUUCCCUCCUCUACCUCUGACAUGAUUGUGUUUUCUAUGCAACGCAGCAAGGGGCGUUUUGUCGUAGCAUAAUUUGAAACUCAGGCCACCUUUGUUGGCUUAGUUGUUAAUUGUGAGGGACAAUCAGGAAAUCAAGUUUGAAUUUUCAGUUCUCUGCUUUUACAUAUUUUUUUUUUUUAAUGAGAAGAUACUAAAUUUAAUUUUACCCUGUCCAAAGAGAAAAGCACCAUUCCUUUGGCAGAAGAGAGUAAGUUUAGCAAUCAAAAGUCGCUGCUCUUGUUUUUCACUAAUAGCCAUCUCUAAAUGAAACUUUGGGGAAGAAUUUUCCAUAGCUACCGAGUUCCUUGGGCACAAAAAGCUCCUGGCCAGAGCUUAGGAGGGGAGUACCUAGGCUUCUUGCCACCAAAAUUUGAUCUGAUGCUAGAAUGGAUUUCCCUCGUUUUGCUAAACCAGAGGAAAAACAUGGAGGUACCAUAGUAAAAACUCUUUCCGUGGUCUCAGAAAUGAUUCACUUUGGGCUUUAUGAAGCACCGCCGUGAAAACACUGAGGCCGCCCCUUGCAAAUCCAGCUGCCGUCGUUGGGAUCUGCUUCCUUACGAAGGGCUUCAGCCAGAAGACACAGCGGUCUGCUCGGAGGAUUUUGGCACGUAGCCCUCAGCAUUGACAACAGGCUCUUGGGUGUUACCUCUUCACUUUUCCUACGCAACCUUAGUGUUCGUCUUUUCUUCCUUGGUGCAAUUCAAAAACUAAAUUCAAAGGAAUUACCUUUUCAUGCCUUCUCUUCAAACGGCAAGAUCCUGGCUAUACGGUACUCACAAUUGCCACAAUAUUGGAUCUUGGCCACAGAAAAGGACGGGCAACCUUACCUUGUCUGGCCUUUUUGGUCUGUGUGAACUCAGGAGGAGGAGAGGAUUUUAAGGGGCCUCCCUGGUGCCUUUUAUGGGAGGCGUUUUUCCACCUCAUAGUCCAGCCUUUCGAGCGUGAGCUUCUUAAGUCACUACCAUUUAAUAGCUUGACUUUAUAUUAAUGCAAUAUUAUUAAUGCCUUUUGAUUACACAAGUUUAUACCAAAGAUUAGCUUUUGUUAAGGGAUGUUUAAAGGAAAGCUUUGAAUUGUAUUUGACUUGGAGAGUGCUUCACAAUAUUUACUAAACUCAAAACUUUGUAAAUGUUAAUAUCCUCUACACCUUAUGCAAUUAUGCUUUCCUAAACACUCCUGCCCAUCAGAUUGAAUGUCAGGAGCAUUUUGCCACUACGUUUGUUUGUAAACCAGAAUGAUGUUGCAUAUGCUAAUAUUUUCAACUUUCUCUGUUCUGGUGAAAUAAAAUGAAAAUGCAUUUCUAUAAAA
Crotalus tigris (Tiger rattlesnake) is the source of this 5300-nucleotide messenger RNA. RefSeq names its product vinculin (gene VCL). Lineage: Eukaryota; Metazoa; Chordata; Lepidosauria; Squamata; Viperidae. Gene Ontology annotation, biological process: cell adhesion. Gene Ontology annotation, cellular component: actin cytoskeleton. The record is from RefSeq and is a predicted model, not a curated record. Bases 247 to 3693 code for a protein of 1148 amino acids. The transcript has 22 exons. Gene Ontology annotation, molecular function: structural molecule activity; actin filament binding.